AUGGGGCCUCACAAGGGCUUCAAGAUUUGCUUCGCCAGUAUCGACGUGUCGCAGGUUCAAUGGUCUUCCCUGAGCUUCACCAUGUUGAUUCGGAUCUUGAGGGAGUCAGGCGCAAGAGCUACUGUAUGGAAAUCAAUCAAAGCAGGACUAAACGACGAGGCACUUGGGCAGUUGCGUCGGUGGUUUGAGAGCAUGCCCGCUGAAAACCUUCCAGAGGAAAUCCAUCUGUCACACAACCACAUCUCUACGCCUGCCUUUGAAGCUUUCGUUUCCACGCUGGAGACGAAGCGGUCAGAGCUCUCAAGGUCGGUGCCAGCUAUAUGGUGCCAAGUGGAUCACAACAACGUGCGCCAGCAGGUGAUUCAGCAGUUGGUUGAUCGAGGUGUCAUUUGCUACGUGUCAGCUCAGGAGGAUCGAUAUCACUCCUGCACGGUGGCUGUAUUGGCAAUGCCGCCAUUAGCAGAUGCUUCGGCACCAGAGAUUGGGAGGCCGAUUGCGCAACUGGGCACUCCCACACCUCCGCCGGGAUCGACUGUGCCACCAUGCCUUCCGAAGUCGAGCUCCCAAAAUAAUGCUUCGGUUUCUUCGGCGUCGCCAGCUGUCGUGCGACAGCUUCAGCAGCGUUGCCGCAACGCCGUGGUUCCCAAUGUGCCAGCAGCGCCAGCUCAUGGAUUCAUUGGGUUCGCCCCCCCUGCCAUACCGAUGCAAUGGCCCAACGGGCUGGGCUCUGUCCCCUUCGUCCCCUCAUCUCCGAAGGCAGUCGCUCAUGGGCAACGCCCACUUCAGCCGCCGAUGAUGAUGAUGAUGCCAGCGACACCUUUCAUGCCUUCUACGAUGAUGUCAGGUCAACAUCCACUAGCCACAGCAGGACAUCCAGCAUCUCUGUGGAACGAGUGGUGCCAGAGAGCUCGGGACAGCCUCAGCGUCGCGGCGACUGGGGGCAGACAGGAAGCACAUUCAGUUACCCACUGCUCUACUUCUGGAGAAGAAUCAUAUUUAUCGAAUGGUGCAUCAGCUGACGCCUCCGAUAUUGACCUCAUCGACGGCGUAUGGAUUAGUGAAUAUCAGCAACGGAUUUCCAUCUCAAGUGGGGUAGGUGUUUGGGAAAAAGACAGCCGGCUAAUACCGACCUCGUGCAGGCCUUCACAGAAUCCGUUGGUGCCUGAGUCUGGAAGCCGGUGGACUUUUGAAACAGCUCCUGCAGGCACAUUCUCAGUGAAUCUUGGAGGUAUCAAGCGCAUGGCGCGCUUGUCAGGAGGAAAGUUGGUGUGGUGUGAUGGGGCCGAGUGGACGCGACAUGCCACAGGUGGAACUACCCCAGUCGCGCAGUCCACUCGCGACAGCGUGGAAGUUUCUGUGGGGAAAGUCGUAGUCCGCGGGCCCCAUGGUCAGAAGAUAGUUUUGAAUAAGGGAGAUGAUGUCGCGCGGGCGAUUGCUGCCGAUUUCCACAUCCCAGACGAUGAACAGCAUCUGCUGCUUGAGCAUGCACCCGCGAACGCGUCCGCCGACACGCAAUACCGAGUGGAGCGGAAAAUGCCAGUGCAGAAGAUACGCGGCGGCGGAUUCACCCAGAACACGAUUGGGCACUUCUUUCGCGAUGGGCGGUCGAUUUUUGCGCUGCUGAACGGCUUGACUUCGGGCGACGUGGAUCCACUGCGCGAUCUCGAACCGAUUCGGAUCAGCUGGCACCAUGAAGCAUGGUGGUCCCUUGACAACAGGCGGCUUUGGGCUCUGAAGUGUUUCUCGGCGACUCACUGCCAAGGCCAGAAAGUCUGCGUCCGAGUGAGCGUAUGUCCUGUGACCAGCGAGUUUAAUUGGAAGUUCUCCACGACUAACAAUGGCGCAUCGGUGCAGGUUAUCGAAAGAUCGCGUUCGCCAUCUCCGAGCGCUAGGAGUCCUCGCGACUCACCACAGCGGAAGCCGUAG
Molecule: messenger RNA, 1926 nt
Organism: Prorocentrum cordatum
Lineage: Eukaryota; Dinophyceae; Prorocentrales; Prorocentraceae
Source: the annotation of a GenBank genome assembly